Messenger RNA from Ipomoea nil (Japanese morning glory), 1033 nucleotides. RefSeq names its product expansin-A4-like. The transcript is spliced from 3 exons. The record is from RefSeq and is a predicted model, not a curated record. NCBI's taxonomy places the organism in Eukaryota, Viridiplantae, Streptophyta, Magnoliopsida, Solanales, Convolvulaceae. Bases 42 to 812 code for a protein of 256 amino acids. Gene Ontology annotation, cellular component: extracellular region. Gene Ontology annotation, biological process: plant-type cell wall organization.
UCAAUUCUAAAGUUACAUACACUGCAAUUCUCUAUCUAAAGAUGGAAGCAGCAGCCAUGGCAUUUUCUUAUGCAAAACUUACUCUUUUGGCUAUCUUCUUGCUACGACUACAAAGCACUGCCGUGGCUGACUACGGCGGCUGGCAAUCCGCGCACGCCACCUUCUACGGCGGCGGCGAUGCUUCCGGCACAAUGGGUGGCGCGUGUGGCUACGGGAAUUUAUAUAGUCAAGGAUACGGAACGCAAACCGCAGCACUAAGCACGGCGCUGUUCAACAAUGGGCUGAGCUGCGGCGAGUGUUUCGAGCUGCGAUGCGACGGCGACUCCAGGUCGUGCCUCCCCGGAACCAUCACCGUAACCGCCACAAACUUUUGCCCUCCCAACUAUGCUUUGCCCAACAAUGACGGCGGGUGGUGCAAUCCUCCCCUCCAACAUUUUGACAUGGCCCAGCCCGCGUUCUUGCACAUCGCUAAGUACCGUGCAGGAAUUGUCCCGGUAGUCUAUAGAAGGGUGCCGUGUGUGAGGAAAGGAGGCAUAAGGUUUACAAUCAAUGGGCAUGCUUACUUCAACUUGGUCUUGGUCACCAACGUGGCGGGUCCAGGAAAUGUCUAUCAAGUCUCGAUCAAAGGGUCAAAGACGGGGUGGCAAACCAUGUCAAGGAACUGGGGUCAAAAUUGGCAAAGCAACUCUAAUUUCAACGGUCAAAGCCUUUCUUUCAGGGUUACGGCGGGUGAUGGAAGAGCUCUCACGAGCUAUAAUGUGGCACCAACUAAUUGGCAAUUUGGUCAAACUUUUGAGGGUGUUCAAUUUUAAUGCUUAUUAGUAGUUUUACAGAGUCUUUGAUGACUCGUAUGGUUUUGUGGCAAUUGUAAUGCAAAGUUAAUAUUUUCAAGCUGAGGUAGCUAACUAGCUAGCACCCGCUUGAUCAUUGUAUUUUGUUUUGUAUAAGCUUUUGUUGUUUUGUUUCCGUAUGAUGUGACAAUGAGCUUUUUCUUUGAAUACAAAUUUUAAGGAUAUGAUUAUAAAUUCCAAAA